AUGGAUAAUUCAACUUAUGUUUUGAGGCCAAGUGAAACACAAACUGUGAGAUUUAGAAUACAUCAUAGGGGACGUUUGGUGCAACAUCCAGUGAAGUUGUAUGUUGGAGGGAUUGCAAGUGAAAUGAAUUGGGACUGGGAUGUGGACUUAAUGUCCUAUAUGGAGAUUGAAAACAUGAUUAAAAAUGAAGGGUAUUGUAAUAUACGGUGUUUAUGGUAUUGGCAUUCUAAGUAUGCCUUUUCUCGUGGACUUCGACCUUUGAAUGAUGACAAAGAUGUGUUAAAUUUCAUGGAAGAUAUUAGAGGAUAUAAAUUGAUCGACAUUUAUGUUGAACACAAAGUCGAAGAAGUUAAUAUUGAGGAUGUUAGGUUUAAUGAUGCAAUUGACGAAGAAGUAAAUGUUGAAGAAGCAAAUGUUGAAGAAGUAAAUAUUGAAGAAGUAAUUGUUGAAGAUGAAAAUGUUGAAGAAGCAAAUGGUGAAGAUGAAAAUGUCGAGGAUGUCAAUGUUGAAGGUGUCAAUAGUGAAGACAGUGAAACAUAUCCUGAUUAUGAGGAGUGUGAGGAUGAUGAGGAUGAUGAGCUACAUACACCACUUGGAAGUGAUGUUGAAGAUAAGAUGCAAAUCAAAGAUGCCGUAAAAGAUUAUGCAAUGGAGUCUAAUAAGAAUGUUGUGAUCAAGAAAAAUGACAAGAAGAGAGUGGUUGUAAAGUGUAUGGCCGUUACAGGGGCCGUUGGUAAGGAUGGAAAUAACAAGAUGAUACCAAUAGCUUAUGCAGUUGUGGAAGCUGAAACAAAGGAUUCAUGGCAAUUGUUUCUUAAGUUAUUACUCGAAGACUUACAAUCCAUUCAACAAAAUGCUUAUGGAUUUACAUCAGACCAACAAAAGUUGCACUUCUGUUCUGAUAUGCAAUUAUGCUCUGGAAAUAUUCUCUGGAAAUUUGUUCUGAUGCAAUUAUGCAAUUCUAUAAAUGUGUACCCUGCUAGAAUCAAACAUUACAUAACGGUUAGAAUUUCUACUCAAAAGGAGAAAUUAUCCAGGUACAAAGGUGCUAUAAGUCCUAAUAUCCAACAAAUAUUGGAAAAAACAAUGAGGGAAGCAGAACGCUGGACUGCAACUUGGCAUUCGGAUGACGACUUUUCUAUUUUUGGUGUUUCAAACAGUGAUGAGACAUAUAUUGUAAACUUGCUGCAGAAGACAUGUGCUUGUAGGAAGUGGGAUUUAACCAGAAUACCGUGUUGUCAUGCUAUCACAUACAUAUGGUUUAACAAAAAGGAGCCCGAAGAUUAUGUUUCAUCAUUCUACAGGAAGUCUACCGUGAUGGCAACUUAUAGCCAUAUCAUUAUGCCAACCAAUGGUCCACAACUAUGGCCGACAAAUGUUACUCAACCAAUCAACCCUCUAGUCAUGAGAAGAUCUAUUGGUCGCCCAAAGAAGAAUCGUAUCAAGGCAAAUGAUGAGCCGAGGAAUAGAAAAACAUUGCCUAGAAGUCUUCAAACUGUCAAGUGCAAGAAAUGUGGGAAUUUUGGGCAUAACAAGCGAACAUGUAAAGGCAAGAGAGCUGCAAAGAGAGCAAUUCCUAAGGGUGGAAACAAAAAGGAAAAAAAUGGAAACAACGGGGCUGAAAAAACAGUUAUAGACGGAGGAUCGCAAGCGCCAACGCCAACCCAAGAAUAA
This is a messenger RNA of Vicia villosa (hairy vetch), 1674 nucleotides long. RefSeq lists its product as uncharacterized. The coding region runs from base 1 to 1674 and encodes 557 amino acids. The transcript is spliced from 7 exons. The record is from RefSeq and is a predicted model, not a curated record. Lineage: Eukaryota; Viridiplantae; Streptophyta; Magnoliopsida; Fabales; Fabaceae. Gene Ontology annotation, molecular function: nucleic acid binding; zinc ion binding.